Rhododendron vialii is the source of this 648-nucleotide messenger RNA. RefSeq lists its product as uncharacterized. NCBI's taxonomy places the organism in Eukaryota, Viridiplantae, Streptophyta, Magnoliopsida, Ericales, Ericaceae. The record is from RefSeq and is a predicted model, not a curated record. Gene Ontology annotation, molecular function: protein binding. The transcript has a single exon. The coding region runs from base 1 to 648 and encodes 215 amino acids.
AUGGGAACAGACGUACUCCUCCAAUUAGCCCUCGUACUACUAACCCUAGCAAUCUUCUUCACCGUUCACACCUUACCCAAAAAGGCCCUAACCAAACUCCGAUCGAAAAACCGAACCACCGCCCAAUCGAACCGCCACUUCUUCAACGGGGCUCAGCUCCUCUCCAGAGCUCGAUCCGCCAAAAACAAAACCACCUCUCUCAACCUCGCCAAAUCCGCCGCCUCCGAGGCCGACAAGGCCCUAACCCUAGACCCAAGCGACGCCGCGGCCCACAUCCUAAAGGCCCUGGCGUUGGACCUGAUGGGCCGCAAGCCCUCCGCCCUCCGAUCGCUCGACGCCGCGCUCUCGCCCGCGUUGGCCAGGACGCUGGCGGAGAGGGAGCGCGGCGACGCCCUGUUCAAGAGGGCGGAGAUUCUUUUGGCGGUGGGUAAGCGGAGGCGGGUGGACGCGGCGGUGGUGGAUUUGGUGGAGGCGGUGAGGCUGGGUGGAGGGGAGAAUGGGAAGGCGUAUUGUUUGUUGGGGCAGUGUUAUGAGAUGAAGGGGAUGAGGGAGGAGGCGAAGGCCGCGUUCGAGGCCGCGGUGGGGCUCGAGCCACCUGGCUCUGGCACGUGCCAGGCGGCUCGUCAAGGGUUGGGGCGUUUGGUGUAG